AUGAUGCGCUGCUGCUGCUGCUGCUGUCACCACCGGCAACCGCCCUGUGCACUGGGGCUGUUGCUGUUGCUGCUGCCGCCGGCCCUCGUCCCUGUAUCUCCCCUGGCAGCAGCCGCAGCGGGCCCAGGCCGCUGUGACACCAUAUAUCAGGGCUUUGCCGAGUGUCUCAUCCGCUUGGGAGACGGCAUGGGCCACGGAGGCGAACUGGAGACCGUCUGCAGGUCUUGGAAUGACUUCCACACCUGUGCCUCACGAGUCCUAUCGGGCUGCCCGGAGGAGGCAGCUGCCGUGUGGGAGUCACUACAGCAAGAAGCUCGCCGGGCCCCACACCCAGAUAACUUGCACACUCUCUGUGGCACCCCUGUGCGCCUUCAGGAGCGUGGGGUGGGCCCAGAGACCAACCAGGAAACCCUGCGGGCGACAGCGCCGGCGCCCACCCCGGCCCCCACGCCCCCGCUGCUGGCAGCUGCUCUGGCGCUGGCCUGCCUCCUGGGGCCCCUGGCCUAG
Messenger RNA from Dama dama (fallow deer), 507 nucleotides. It is a transcript of the gene NRN1L, whose product is annotated as neuritin 1 like. Lineage: Eukaryota; Metazoa; Chordata; Mammalia; Artiodactyla; Cervidae. Gene Ontology annotation, cellular component: plasma membrane. Gene Ontology annotation, biological process: neuron projection extension; nervous system development. The record is from RefSeq and is a predicted model, not a curated record. Bases 1 to 507 code for a protein of 168 amino acids. The transcript is spliced from 3 exons.